Linum trigynum is the source of this 1248-nucleotide messenger RNA. Lineage: Eukaryota; Viridiplantae; Streptophyta; Magnoliopsida; Malpighiales; Linaceae. The record is from the annotation of a GenBank genome assembly.
AUGAAGCGGCUCCGCGAAUCCUGUGCUGAUGAUAGAAUCACCAACCUUCCUGCCGACGUGAUACAUCGCAUUCUCGUGUUCUUACCCAUCAAAGAUGCCGCCAAAACUAGCGUCUUGUCGAUGCAAUGGAGGCAUCGCUGGAGAGUGACCAAGUUUGUGCUCGCAAUUCAUGGAUUCGUCCCCUGCAACGACGAGAUUGAUCUCCUCCCUCUUUACCUUUCCAACAAAGGUGUCCAACAUUUCACCCUGAACUUUGACUCUGCCGAUGAAUGUCUCUACGACGAAGAUUGUGUUGACCUGUACAACUAUCAAAUGCACUCUUCCCUGUUUUCUGCUCUUCACCUGAAAUCCCUGCAACUCCAGGCUUUGGUGUUUACACCACCGCCCAGGUUUGUCGGGUUUAGUAAGCUUACCUAUCUUGAAUUUGGCUAUGUUAGAUUGCCCCUUGAUUUCUUCGACAGUUUCCUUCCCAAGUGCCCGAUCCUUGAAUCCUUGAGGCUUCGAUGUUGUUGGGGCCAUGCUGUUGAGGUUCGUAUCAAGGCACCAUUUCUCAAAUCCUUCCACUUUUGGGGGUUUGAACUGGUUGCUAUCAGCUUCGCGGAUACUCCACUUCUGUCAGACCUGUUACUUCAUUUUGUUCGCUGUCGCGUACCUGGUAUAGCAUCCUUAUUUGCAUCUCUCCCGGCUCUCGGGCGUUUCUUUGCUAACGGUGCAGUCCUGAAAGACCUUGCUGCUGGUGAUAGGAUGAAUGUCCCCACCAGGCUUCCUACUCCUCAUCACCAGUUACAAGACCUUUACCUGAAAUCUCACGCCUUUGAAGGCCCUGGAAUGGAGCGCGUUUUAGUUUGUUUGAUCAUGAGCUCUCCCAACCUGCGCAGGCUCAGAAUUGAGGUGAGCCCGAUAGAUGAUCAACCUUCAAAUGAUGAAGUUAGCAGCAGCUUAUGGAGGUUGUUGGAAGCAGCAGGGGGCAGCCCUGGAUCUUCUGCUUGCCUUCAGCAUCUGAGAAAGUUCAGAAUUAAGCACAGCCUUUGUACACAGGUUGAGCUGGACCUUGUGAGGUUCGUCCUGGCCACUGCCCCGCUGCUUCGGUUGGUCCAUGUUAAUCCUGGAUUUGCACUGACGGCCAAGAAGAUUAUGAAAUUCAUGAACGAGGUGAUGCAAUUUACGCGUGUUUCUAAAGAAGCAAAGGUUAUCUUUGACAAUGAUACACGUGAUGACCCCUUUACUUAUGCAGAAAGCCAACUUUGA